UUAUCUUUUACAUACUUCAGAAGCGAAGCAAAAUUGUUUACUGAAUUAUGAACAAAAGAUUUAACACAUGGUUUUAGGAAUUUCAAUAACCUCGCUCUUCCAUUUAUAAUACUUACGUGGUUUAAUGCUUCAAAUCGUUAUAGUGCACGUGUAUUUUCUACUUCAAAGCGAUAAUUCAAAGUUGAUGAUUCGAAAUUGACAAUUUUUUUUUAAUUGUUUAAAUCAAAAUAUUACUAUUACUUUUAAUAUUAUCAAGUUUUUGUUACUGGAAUGAAAAAGCUCGGUUUUAUUUUAAUAAUAUUUUUAAUUUUGCUUUGUUUAAUGAUUACUUCUUUGUUUUUCGAACCGCUAAAUAUACUCAAAGCUUCUCGAUUUACCAACAAUAUAUUCGUAGACAAAACAGUCUUUAAAACAAAUCCAUUUAACUCAAGUAGUUCAAAUUGCAUUCAUGACCAUUUUAAAUCUACGCUACUUAUUAUUGUUUAUAAUUCUCCACUUUACAGUCAUUUGCCACUGCUACAAAACUUAUACAGUAAUGGUUUUCCAAACAUUAUUCAUUGUGGACCAGAACAUUCGACAGCACCAUCUUGGAUAUUGAAAAGUGUAACUUUUAAUGGAUACUUUACCUAUGAAGAGUGCGCUGCGCAAACAAUGCGUACUUUUAUUAAUUAUACUGGAUAUUUAGUGAUAAACGAUGAUUUGUUUUUAAAUUUUUUAACGAUAAAAAACUUAAAUUUAUCUAAAAUUUGGGAAGGUCCGUUACUUGAAGUUAAUAGCAAAAAGAUAAGCGACUGGUAUUGGUGGGACUCUUCGUGGGGAGUAAAAAAUUGUUUUAAAACUUUAAAAAAACUUCGUUCUCUCAACAAUUACGUUAAUCAAAAAAGAGAUCCUUAUUGGCAUAAAAUGGUUUCUGGCAAAAACGUAUGCUACGGAAUAAGAGCGGAUAUUUAUUAUGUUCCCAGAAAAAUGGCUGAAAACUUUACUAAACUUUCAGAUGUAUUUAGAGAAGAAAAUGUGUUUUUAGAAAUUGCAGUGCCAACAAUAAUAAGAUUGCUUGUUACAGAGGUUGAAAGGCUAAACGGGUUUUACAUGGACUCUGGAACAAAGAGUGAAGUUAUUUUAAAAUCUUACAAUUCUGAUUUAAACUUUAUACAUCCCGUAAAAUUUCAUUAUGGAAAAGAUUCAUUGAUAAACUUCGAGUUUUUAAAAAAUUAUGAGCGCCAUAUAUCCGCAAAUACGAAGUGUUAACAUAAUUAUCACAGUUUAACAUAAACGAAAAUAUGGAAUAAGUAAUCAAAUUAGUUAUUAUAAUUUAUUUGAAUUAACUAUUCAAUAAAAAAAAUGACAUUUAUUUGCGUGACAUUUUUUAAUAAUAAUUUUUUGUAAUAAAAAAUUGUUAUCAGACUGAUAUUAUAAUUUUAACUUUUCCAGUGUUAUUAUUUAAUAAAGUUGUCAUGUCUACAAAUA
Hydra vulgaris (swiftwater hydra) is the source of this 1467-nucleotide messenger RNA. RefSeq lists its product as uncharacterized. The record is from RefSeq and is a predicted model, not a curated record. NCBI's taxonomy places the organism in Eukaryota, Metazoa, Cnidaria, Hydrozoa, Anthoathecata, Hydridae.